Messenger RNA from Dinoponera quadriceps, 5055 nucleotides. Its product is annotated as probable 4-coumarate--CoA ligase 3. NCBI's taxonomy places the organism in Eukaryota, Metazoa, Arthropoda, Insecta, Hymenoptera, Formicidae. The record is from RefSeq and is a predicted model, not a curated record. Gene Ontology annotation, molecular function: long-chain fatty acid-CoA ligase activity. Gene Ontology annotation, biological process: fatty-acyl-CoA biosynthetic process; long-chain fatty acid metabolic process. The transcript is spliced from 10 exons. Gene Ontology annotation, cellular component: mitochondrion. The coding region runs from base 2419 to 4188 and encodes 589 amino acids.
AAUGCGGAAAGGUCGAUGAACUGGAAUUUGGAGUAUCUAUAUUUAGGUCGAAACGCGCACGAGUACGAGGAUGUAAGUGUGUAGGCAAUUCGACAAAUCAGUGUAGCAGAUGCGCGUGUGCACGAGAAAUCAUUCGGAUUUGAAGAAAAUGUUAAUAUUUUAUGUACAUAACAUGUAUAUAACAAUUGUUGUGUAUAUAUAUGCAUGUAUAUAUUACUAUAUGUACUGUACGUAUAUAUAGAUCUAUAUAUACUGUACGUAUAUAGAGACAUUCAAUUCGUUAUUUCUAUGAUAAUAGAAGAUAUUUACUUGUAUAUAAACAUAUAUACAGCUAUAUUUAUAUAGCUGUACUGAAAUGUGCACGUUUCGCAGCCUUUUGUGUUACUUCGGUUCUUCAGCAGUUCUUAAAGUAAUACUUAGGAAGGAUAAUUGUUUGACUAAUAAGUUUUAAGCGACUAGAGGAAAUUGUAUUGCGCAUUGAGUAUUACGUAAGAGCGUUUUAAGCAAUUAGAGAAAACUGCACAGCGCAUUGUAUUCUCGUUUGCUAAGUAACGAAUUCGUGAUAAGAACAAUGCAACGUUAAACGUUUGUUUUACCUUGACGUAGGAAACGUGUUGAAAGAUAAACAGACGACGUUAAAUUAGUAUAUUCACCUUGUUGACGUGUUACUUUUUAACGUAUUUAUUUUGUUAAAGUGAAAUUUUAUAUAAAACAUCAAGUGAUUCGUUUUAACACAAAACUUUCAUCGCAUGAAUAUAAGAUAUAUAAUCGUAUGUAUAAGUGUAAAUACAACAGUAAUAAAUAAUGAAAUGGACGUUCGUUAAACAUCACAGUGACACGACCUUUCCUGAUAAUAUAUUUAUCAAAAAAGCCGCGCGAUAGCAGUCGUUGUAAUUUAUACGAUAUCGCUCUUCGAUUCACGAAGAUACGUGAGUGUAAAAAUAAAAGAAGGACCCCUUCGAAUUCUUCCUUUGGUGAAAGCGGGACAGUAUAUGAAUGCACAUACAUGCCAGCGUAUACACGCAAUGCUCAUAUACUCCUCGUUCCGAAUGGAACCGUACAGAUUAUACUGUACUGCGUUAGCGAUGUUUGCCGAUAUCUAAAUUAUUAAACAACGUCGAGGGGAAUAACAAUAAGCAAAAAGUUAAUGCGAUAUUAUGCAUCUUAAUUAUUCAAGACACGCUGAAUAACCGUGCCGUUUCCAACGUCGAUUUGCCGCUACGGUUGUCGCAAGCGACACUCGAUAAUUCGAGCUAAAUGAUUUAAUUUAAAUAAUUAGAGCUGUCGACGGAUAUCUUUAAUGCAAUAAUGGAAUAUAGUCACGAGUUAUCUGUGACAUUCAAACGACACCCCAUUUUGUAUGUGAUCGUUAAUUUAAUGAUUGAUUAGUGAUAAGCCUUCUCUCUUGAAGCAUUGGUAUCUAUCGAUUACUCGUUCCGGAAGGUGACGUGAAGAAAUGCGUUCAGAAGUGAAAUCAUCGAAAACCGGCGUUCGUCAUUUUCAUAAUCGAUAUUUCCGGGGACCGCAUCGUUGUUUGUCACGCCGAUAUGAAACAAGUGCCGCGUAAUGCAUGCGUUUUCAGAGAAAAAAAAAACAUCUCAAACCUUGGACGAAUCUGACCAUUACAAAAUCUUUCUUUUAUCUUCCUUCCGUUGUGAUUCAUUUAUAUGAUUAAUCACAUUUAUUUAAAUCCGUGCCGUGCGUAAAAUCCAAUUAGAUUUCACGGAUUUCGCAUGUCACGUUGAAGAGCACGUCAUUCGAGGCGAUUGAAAUAAAAGUAGUAAGCGAGAUUCUAGAACAACUUUUUGCGCGCCAUUUUUUUGUUUCGCCAAGGUUCACGUUGCGAAAAAAUCAUCUGUGGAUAAUCGCACAUUCACGUACGAGUAAUGUAUCUUUAUGUAUUCAAUCAUACUCGUUCCGCUUUCAAUGAAGAAGACAAUUGUUAUCGCUUGGUUACCCGAGUCUGGGCUAUUUAUGUCGUGAGUGAUAACGCGAUGAAAUACUUGGCAAAAACUACAUGUUAAACUACUACUGCAAAAAAAUCAUUACACGCGCUGAAACGGAUAUUCACUCGGCACAAUCAUAACAAACUGUGUCUGAUAUCUUGAUAACAUUCUGUACUUUGAAUUGUUUAUUCUUAAUUCACGUUGAACUCCAAUUAAUUUCGACGCAUCGAUUGCGUGAAUAUACUUGCCGCCUCUGAAUAAGUCAGUCUGAAUAUAUAAUAGCUUGUAAUCGGCCUACUUCUCAAUUAAUAUUAAGCGUUGUAGGGUGCAUACCCUUGACAUCGAUGCCUGUAUCAUAUACGAAAAUUAAGUCGAUUUCAGAACGGCAGCGAAUGAAGUUCAUCGGAUACGGGCGGAAAAUGACGGUUUCGAUCGGUACUAUUACGUGUUGACGAGUUAGUAGCGUCCAAACAUGGCAACAAAUAUGUUUCAUGGUAUGAGGAAACUGGGCCGGGUUUUCUCGGAUGCUGGGAUAAGAGCGCUGAACCCUACGCUGAGGCGUGCAUCGACCUUAGCGCAAAGCAAGGUUGUGGAGGGGCCAAACGGCGAAAGGAUCAUUCAGUCACCGUAUGGUGACAUUUCUCCCUUCUCCGAAAUGCUAAUCCACGAGUACGUUUGGAACAAAGCCGAGGACUAUCCUAAUAAAGUUGCUUUGGAAUGCGGUGUAAGUGGCAAAAAGUACACGUUCGCGCAAGCCAAAGAUGCGUCAUAUUAUAUCGGCAGGAGUUUACAUAACAUCGGUCUGAAAAAGGGCGAUGUGGUAGCACUGGUGACACCCAAUCUGCCAGACGCAGUUUUAAGUUUCCUCGGGAUUUUGUCAGGUGGAUUCAUCUGCACUACCAUGAAUCCACAAUAUAUAGCCGAUGAAAUUUCGAGACAACUACAGAAAUCCGGCGUAAAAGCGAUUAUUACUUCAACCGCGAUUGCAUCUACGGUGCGCACUGCGGCAAACACUUGUCUUCCACCUCAAACGCCUUUCAUUGUGAUCGACGAUCAAGUGGGCUCAAUGCCAGAGGGUUCUAUACCAUUCAAUGAUCUCAUAACACGGGGCAAGUCAUUGCCAAAUAUAAAAUCGGACGCCUUAAUGGACGAUGUGGCAAUUUUGCCAUUUUCAAGUGGCACUACUGGAUUGCCGAAAGGUGUCAUGUUAACACAUAGAAACUUGGUGUCUAAUAUGGAUAUGGUCGAAGAAGCUUUAAGAAAGGACAAUUUAUUCCAUCCUACUACAGACACAUAUCAAGAGGUGGUACCCGCGGUAUUGCCGUUUUUCCAUAUUUACGGAUUAAAUGCCAUGAUGCUGCCGCGUCUUAGUAAAGGCAACAAACUAGUUACAAUUCCAAAAUUUGUACCGGACACGUAUCUAAACAUACUAGAAAAAAGCAAGGCGACUCUGCUCUAUUGCGUGCCACCGAUAAUACUGUUCUUGACGGCUUCCCCCCUCGCAAAGAAGCAACACUUGAAGUAUAUUCAUAGUAUUUUCAGCGGCGCCGCGCCGCUCGCCCAGUCGGACGUCGACAGAUUUUACGAGAAGUUCAAGUUCAGUCCUGACAACUUGAAAUUCGGUCAAGGUUAUGGAUUAACGGAGUCUUCGCCAGUGGCUUUCACCGAAAGUACAUCAAAGAAAUUCUCGAGCAUUGGAAGAAAUGUGGCGAGUUGCGAAGCACGUAUAGUUGAUGUAACUACUAAACAGGAUGUCAACGGUCCUGGUAAAACCGGCGAAUUAUGGAUCAGAGGACCUCACAUUAUGAAAGGAUAUUUGAAUGACGAAACUGCCACGAAGGAAACUUUAACUGAGGAUAAAUGGCUGAAGACUGGCGACAUCGCUUACUACGACAAAGAAUACGAUUUUUAUAUUACGGACAGGUUGAAGGAGCUUAUUAAAGUUAAGGGAUUCCAGGUACCACCGGCGGAACUGGAAGCGUUGCUGCGAUCGCACCCGGACGUGGAGGAGGCGGCAGUGAUUGGUAUUCCGCACGAGAGAUACGGCGAGGUACCGAAAGCGUUCGUAGUGCUGAACAAGGAUAAGAAACCCACCGAGGACGACAUUAAGAACUUCGUGAAAGGAAAGGUCUCCGACUACAAGGAACUCGAAGGCGGAGUCAUGUUCGUUACGGAUAUUCCGAAGAACCCGAGUGGGAAGAUUUUACGAUCGCAUUUGAAGAGGGAAUACGCGAAGUCUUAACGCUGCCUGAGUGGCAUUUAACGAAAUUUAAUAUAUUUUAAUGAACAGGACAAAAGGAUAACUGGAUGUAUAUCAUGCAAACAAAGAAAAGUGUGAAAGAUUAAAGUGAUAUUAUUUUAUAUAUCUUACAUAUUUCAUACAUAUUUUAUAUGUAUUUCAUACAUAUUUUAUAUGAGCAUUAUAGUACAGGUACCUAAUGUACAGGAUGUCCGAUAAUUAUCUCGAGAUUCGUGGUGUGCAGGUAGAGUGGAUUAAACUUAACGGGAAAAUCAUGUACCACUUUGCAAAAAUCACAAAUUUCUACCUGCGUACCACGUGGAUCCUGAGAUAAUUAUCGAACACUCUGUAUAUAUAGAAUAUGUAUAUCUUGCAUAUAUAUAAUAUUUUGCCCAAUGGAGCUGUAAAUAACGCAAAGUGUAUAUAAAAAUGAAUAUAAGAUAUAUCAUUUUAAAGACUUUCACAAGCUAUUUCUUCGAAAACUAUAGCAGAGGCAAUGACAAAUUUGGCUUGUGGUAUUUUAAGAUUCAUUUUUAACUCUUACCUCGUCAUUUUUUCAUAUCUUUAUAUAAUUAAAAGAAUUGAGGAAGAAUAUAUUUUAAUACCUUUAUAAGAACAUAGAAUCAUUACAAGACACAACCUAUAUGAAAGAAUUAUAUACUUGUUAGAAAAUUCCGGAGGAAACUUUAUUAAGGAUAAAUAUGUACGAACUAGAAGACGUCUUCUCCGGAAAAGAAGCAAUUUUUACCUUUAUAUUUUUAAAAAUAAUGUUUAGUUCCAAAAAUGUGUUUGAAAUAGCUGGAUUUAUUGCUCAACCUUAUGUAGGAAAAAUAUUACAUUUUGAUGGGACGAUUAUAUUUUUCAUAUUUC